Lineus longissimus is the source of this 5340-nucleotide messenger RNA. RefSeq names its product alpha-1,3-mannosyl-glycoprotein 2-beta-N-acetylglucosaminyltransferase-like. The transcript is spliced from 14 exons. Gene Ontology annotation, molecular function: alpha-1,3-mannosylglycoprotein 2-beta-N-acetylglucosaminyltransferase activity. The record is from RefSeq and is a predicted model, not a curated record. Gene Ontology annotation, cellular component: Golgi apparatus. NCBI's taxonomy places the organism in Eukaryota, Metazoa, Nemertea, Pilidiophora, Heteronemertea, Lineidae. Gene Ontology annotation, biological process: protein N-linked glycosylation. The coding region runs from base 278 to 1705 and encodes 475 amino acids.
UGUCAAACAUGGCCGUCUUGAGUCGUAAUUUUUUCUAAAUCAAAAUAAAAUCGAAUUUUUAACAAGAAUCCCUUGCCUGAGGAUACCGGUUAUAGCAUUCAUUUGUGUCGAUUUUAAGGUAAACUGACAGAAAAGAAACUCCAGAGAGAUUUUAUCCCCUUAAAUGACGACUGACUGUGCCAGCAAAAAGAUGUUAUGACAAAGGGUGUCAUUAGGGCCAUAUUGAGGGUAGAAGUACUUGAUAGGGGAAGUCACAUGUCAUGACGUUGUGCCUGCCAUGAAGCGACGUUUUGUAAUUGUGCUGCUGUCGAUUAUAUUCUCAAUAUGGACGUACUUAAAUUAUUACCUAAUCAGUUCACAUACGCAACAGGACGGAGUCUAUGGUGACCCCUCGCUCAAGAAAAAGUUGUUGUUGCUACAACGACAGAUACAACGCCAGGUCCAGGUCCACGAAAACAUUCUAUUACAGUUGGAAAAAGAGAAAGAAUUGGUGCAAAAGAAUUUUCUCGAUGUAUUGAAGUCUUCUCAAAAUGAAGACACCAAAAAACCUGUCCGUGAAGUCGGCCAGACGCUGAAGGCCAGUACGAUAUCUGACCCCGCUCAAGGCAAGGUGACAGAGGGUGCGCCCCCUCCUGCCUCGACCGUGUACCGACCAGCCGUCAUCGAUAUCAACAAGGCUGUGAUAGCUGUACUCGUGUUUGCCUGUAACCGGGUGACGGUGAAGCGUAAUCUCGAUCAGUUAAUUAAAUAUAGACCAUCACCCGAGCGCUUCCCAAUCGUCGUGUCACAGGACUGUGGCCACGGGGAAACUGCUGCCGUCAUCCAAUCAUAUGGACAUCAGCUCACUCAUAUUCAGCAUCCUGACCUAAGCAACAUCCAACUGCCAUACAAUCAGAGGAAGUUCAUGGGUUACUACAAGAUCGCCCGCCAUUAUAAGUGGGCGUUGAAUCAAGUUUUCCAUUCGUUAAACCAUUCUACUGUGAUUAUUGUUGAAGAUGACUUAGAUAUAUCUCCUGAUUUCUUUGAAUACUUUGGUGCGACGUUUCCCAUCCUUCACUACGACUCGACGUUAUGGUGCGUGUCUGCCUGGAACGAUAAUGGCAAAGCCAACAUGGUAUCAGAUGAAGCAGAGCUGCUGUACCGGACAGACUUCUUCCCUGGGUUAGGGUGGAUGGUGGAGAAACGCCUUUGGUUGGAGUUGGAGAAAAAGUGGCCAAAAACUUUUUGGGAUGACUGGAUGAGACAUCCCGACCAGAGACAAGAGCGAGCUUGUAUACGACCGGAGAUUAGUAGAACAAGUACCUUUGGAAAAAUAGGGGUUAGCAAGGGACAGUAUUUUGAGAAACAUCUGAAGUUCAUCAAGUUGAACACACGCCAUGUGCCUUUCACGAAGUUAGAUUUAUCAUUCUUAAAAAAGGAGAACUUCGAUGAGCUCUUCGCCAAAAAAGUGUACAGCAGUCCAUUGCUCAGUUUAACGCAAGUCAUUCUGAAUCAAAUACCAAGUGGAUCAGUGUCUAUCCGAUUAGAAUACACAACUAAAGCCGAGUUCAAAAACAUGGCGAAAAAACUUGGGAUUAUGGACGAUUUAAAGUCUGGAGUGCCUCGGAUGGGUUACCGAGGCGUAGUUAGUUUUAUGAGGAAUGGUAAACGUAUCUAUCUGUCUCCACCAGCGAAUUGGAAAGGAUAUGAUCGGUCAUGGACGUGAUAGUUUAAAUACUCAUUGGGCAUGCUGGUACUGGUACUUAGUUUCAUAAUUCAGGGCGAUAUCGACCCGGAGUUUCAGUUUCUCAAUUUGUCGAGGAACAGAUUGGCGUUCCAUAUUACCGAGUUGGCCAGACCUCUUAUAAGGUGACAGGUAUAUAACAGGUGAAGACAGUUUUUUUUUGUAGAUCAUGCCAUGAGUGGAACUUAUUUCCACCAUGAUAGGGGGGACUUCCUUCUUCCCUCAGUUUCCCAUCUCUGUGCGGAGGCCUACCUCGUCAAGUUGGGAAACUUCUCUCCUGGGCGAAUAUGGAUAUCUGGUGAUGGGGAGGAAGUUUUCGAUUUUGAUGACUCAGCACUUAUGGAGAUUUGAAUUUUCUACUGCUGACCAUGAGCAUUUUGCCUGGUUUCGUUAUUAUGUGCUGGUGGUGAAGGCAAUCAGACGUUAAGGGGGAUAAUUUAUUAGUCCAAAGGUUCUCAAUGGUGUUGGAUAUUUCUGAGCAUGUUGGGUUGUUGACCAAGUGAAAGGAUAGUGCUGAGACUGCUUUGUUGAGAUAGCGAAAUUUUACAACCAGGUUUUGCUUUAGUGCGCUCCUCGCGAGAAAACAUGACAAACAUUAUCAUCAAUCUUUAAGUCAGUCAUAAAUAGUCAUAAAUAGUCAUAUUCCCCACUGUACAAAUGGAAUGACCCAAUCCAUUUAUUUAAGACAAAGUGGGUCAUUCUAUUUGUGUAUUUUAGGGAAGUUUGCGAAUGUUUGUUGAGUGUUUUGCUUUUCGUGUGAAUAUAUUUUUUGAUAUAUUGGUACAUCUUUUAUGUGGAAUCCAGAAAAUCAUAUCAGUUCGGGAAAAUCCGUUUUAAGGGAACGUUUCGGAUCUCCAAAACAUUCAGGUUUCGUAUCUCCGAAAUGUUUCCAAACUACGAAACCUCAAUGUUAGUAGUGUGUUCUUGUUUUAGGUGGCAGCACAUACGAUCUUCCGUUUUACCGGGGAGGAAUUGUUUUGAUGGCGGAUUUUUUUUAAAUCUUGAUUUUCAGAUGUUUUUAGCUUGGAUUGUGGUCAAUUUGUCAAAAACUUAAUCAUUACGGUUUUUUACUCAUUUGCUAUCAUUGAAUUGCUUUUCUAAGCGGUUUAUUUGUAAUUUUUGCAUGCGUAUUUCAUUUUAAUUUUCGUUCCGAGCUCCGUUAAGUUUCGAAAAUCUGAAACCUGACGGUCCCGUAUGUUAGGGAAUUCUAAAACUUUGACCCCAAUGUUUCAUAUCAUCGAAACGUUUCGUAUUACGGAUUUUCCCGAACUGAUAUUAGCGCAUUCAUUACUAGAUGAAGUUGCUGAAUUCAACGAAUGACUUUUAGAUAGCUGAGAUACCACAAAGGGCAGUGGCUUUAAACUCAUGUCAAUCCAUAAAGAUCCCAAAGCUGCUGGAAAUGGCCAGCGAAAAUAUGUUUCCUGACCUGGGCCCAGUUCUUCAAAACAAAUUUUGUCACUAACGCUGGCGUUAAAUAACUUGGCGUUAUCUCCUUCAGUUAAGCCCUUAGACUUAACGUCAAGUUAGGUUAACGCCAGCGUUACUGACAAAACCUGUUUUCAACAACCCGGCCCAGGUGCAUCCUCGACUUUUUGACACCAAAAUAUGUAGCGCUUUGUUGAAAGGAAGUGUAUCACUGUAAAUCUAUUUGGUAUCUGGGGCGGCGUCAUAUACUUUGAUCUGGCUUUUCAAGGCCAGUAAGUUAGUAAAAGAGAUUUCCGUUUGCCGAAUUCGUUUCAGCUUGGUGGCAAGUUAUCCAGUUGAUAGUUGGGCAGUUAAUAACCUGAUAACUCCCUGAUAACUCAGAGUUAUCAGGUUAUAAACUGUCAAACUAUCAAUCUACCUGGAUAGAUGAGUCUCCAUAGUGAUAUCCAGUUGAUAUUCACUUGCUCUUCAAUGAAGGUAUCUUAGAUCAGUAAAUCUAGAGUAAUGUAUCCAAAAGUAAAAGCCACUGUAGUCCAUUCGUAAAUGUUAUGACCCUCAAAAUGACCAUUGGACUUCGCUGAAGAAAAUUACUGACCAGAGAAUACUGAAUUCCUAGAAUCCUGUUGGGCCCUGAGGCAAGGAUCAAUAAAAUCCAAAUUUUUGGGUUGCGUCAUUUCGCCGUUCACGGGCCUUUGGUGUAUAAGUCGCACUUCCGUAUAUAGGUCGCACCCCCCACUUCGGCAGAAUUUUUCAAUGUAAAAAGGUGCGACUUAUACACCAUCAAAUACGGUACAAUGAAAUCCGACUAGUAAGUAGUUCGGCCUCCUGAGCCCCAAACGAUUUGGAGAUAUCAAUUGAUUUACGAAUGGACUAUAGUGGAGUAUAGUGUAUUUACCGAUAGUUGUAUUAUCAAAAACCGCGUAUGUUUUCUGUUAUCUGCAAACCCCCCCCCCCCCCCCACUCUGCUGAAAUGAACUUGCCCAGCUAUGAUAUUUUGCAUGAAGUGGGGAAGUUUAUUUUCAUUGAACAGGUGUGUUAGUCAGUAGAGUGAUUGUAACAGUGUAGUUCUGAGGCUGAUGUUUUGUUUACGAGAUGAACAGAUUUGACUUUAGUUCCACAUACUGCAAACUGAAAAAUUUCCAUGUCGUUUCAUUUUUUGCAAUUUAUGAAAAUUUCUUUAAGUCAGGGGGCAUCUACUAAUUUUGAACAGUUGUAAAGGUGGGUUUGAAAUUAUUUGAAUGCCCCCAUAUGUAAAAUUGGCUCAGAUAGAGUAAAGGUUGAUAAAUUUUGUACAGUCCUAUGUGAUUCUAUGUGAUUCAAAUUUGAAUUUGACUUCAAAUUUGAUAUUGUUUUCUGAAUAUUGGAUAUCAAUGUACAGAGCGUGUCAAAAAGAAUGGUGCGUACAGUUUACAAAGUUUGGCAAUCACCGAUUGGCUAGUGAAUGGGUGUCCCAAGAUGGAAAAAAAAUGGUUAAACACCAAUGAAACAUCACAGUGUUGGAGUUUCAUCAAGUGAUCACAGAAUAACAGUUCAUUUCAAGAAAAACUCCAAACUUCUUUGUUUGUGCUUCAAUUUGACGUCUUCAUCUUCGAUCUACCUGAGCUGUAAUGAUUGGACAACCAAGGAUCGCCAGUGUUUUAUACGCGCAGGUCACCUAUCCAAUUCACAACCGCGUUCGAUGCUGCUUUACUUCAAGCCCUGGGGAAACGCGUCAACCACUAUCUCAUAAAGGAAAUCCCCCACGGCCUAAAUAUCGUCAAAUUGUAAUUUAACCCUUUAGAUCCCAGCCGGCAUUAUCCGGCCACUGACUUUCAUCGAUAUAUCCCUGACCGGCCCCUCGCCGCCCGCCAAAAUGUACCUAGUCUCGAGCGACACCAUCGCCAUCUAUAUUCAAGCAAUGAAACUUGAGGCCGUUUUUUCGGCUGGUAAGGGAUAUAUUGAUGAAGUAAUGUAGAAAUUUAGUGGCUGACUUGUACUAGGGUGCUUUGGGGGGUCUUUUUGGUAGAAAAAUUGCUGAAAUAUCCAAGGAAAUAUGGGGAAACGCAUAAAAAUAUCCCAGGAUCUAAAGGGUUAACAGCAGUGUAGAUCAAGAACAUGUCUUCUUCUACUCUGUGGUUUCGAUGAGAUUUUUCAACCAAACAUUGUAAGUAAUAAGUGUGAAAAUUAAAUUAUCACUAUUUUCUAUAGAAAAA